Molecule: messenger RNA, 1266 nt
Organism: Pocillopora verrucosa
Lineage: Eukaryota; Metazoa; Cnidaria; Anthozoa; Scleractinia; Pocilloporidae
Source: RefSeq, a predicted model, not a curated record
AUGGAGGAGGAAUUGAGAUCCAAACUCACUCAACUUAAGCAUCUUAGAGAAGAAGUCCAAAACGCCUUCAAGGAUGUCAGGGAGGAAUGCUCCUUUCUUCGCUUUGUCACUAUUGUGCGGACGCUAAGUAUUCUUCGCAAUAAGCAGUACAUUCAAAUGAUGAAAUGUCAUGUCAACAAGCUCUCAUGCUUGAUCUCAAAGAAGUUUGACGUCAACGAGCACAUAAACAACAUGUCUUCAUACCGCCUUUCGUUCUUUGAAAAACUUAUCCUUUGUAGAGGAUUUAAGUUUUCUCUACCUCAAAAAGUUUCACCCAUUGAAAUUCAAGCCAGCUUUGAGAAGGCGUAUUGGAGAAUAGAGCCAUUAUUGCAUGAUGCAGAUGAAAAGGAACUGGCUAGCUCAACGUUACGUUCAAUCGCUUUGAACUACAUUCAGCGUACAAGCCCUAAUCCACUUAAGGCUCUUGUCAAAGCUCUCAAUCGCUUAAAGAAACGUGACGACAUCGUUAUCACUAAGCCCGAUAAAGGUUCUGGGGUUGUAGUGAUGGACAAACCUGAAUACAUCUGCCUUCUAAGCGCUGCUUCAGUUGACAACACUUCUAAAUUUACACAUGUUGAUGACAAGCGACCAAAAAUGCGUGGACGACCACCCAAACAUUUUCACCCGCUCCUUCAAAAAGAGAAAGAGUUGCACGAAACUUUACAUCAAAUUCUGCCGGAUGAAAUUGCCAAUUCACUUUCUCCUAAGAGUUCCAGGCUCGCUCAUCUUUAUGGCUUACCCAAGACUCAAAAAGCCACACUAAGUAUGAGGCCUAUUUUAUCAGCAACCGGAACUUACAACUACAAUCUUGCUAAAUGGCUUGAACAAAAGCUGAAGCCACUUUCUCUAAAUGAGUAUACAAUCACUGAUGCUUUUACCUUUGCUGAUGAGAUUCGUACCCACACAAUUAAUGAAGAUGACAUAUUGGUUUCUUAUGACGUCACAGCUCUUUUUACCAAUGUGCCUUUAGAUGAGACUAUCAAAAUCUUAGUCAACAAAGCCUUCACUAGUGAUUGGUUCAACAAAACCUAUGGCCUUAAUCUGCAACAGGACCAGCUUGCUAUACUACUCGAGAUUGCCACAACCAAUCAGCUUUUCCAGUUUAAUGGUCAACUCUACCAACAGACAGAUGGUGUGGCCAUGGGCUCGCCCCUUGGUCCUCUAAUGGCCAAUGUCUUCAUGUGUCAUCUUGAAGAAAAGCUUACACGCGAGGGCUUGAUGCCCUAG